CUUCCACUCUGCUGGAGUCACCGAGACACCUCUGAACAGGUCUCCGCCGCCGACACUCCUAUCUCCUGUUCGACAGCUCCAUGCUAACUCAUAAACUGUGUAGCACUGACGAUAGCUUCGGCUCGCUGCUUCAUGUCUUUAAGAAGCAUUAGCGCCGAUUUGUUUUACAGUUUUUAAGCAUGUCUAAAGUCAACCUCCCCAACGACAAGACACUACGUUAACAGUAAAGAUGGACCUGUCGGGCAGGCUUGCAGUGUUGCUGCAGCUGGCUGAGGGCUGCGGGCUCAGCACGGUGCAGCAGGGGGUACAGCAGGUGUGGGGGCUGCUGCUGCUCUGCCUCACCUGCAGACUCUGCUUCAGACUGGGAGGGGAGUCCACGGUGAAGCAUGUGGUUUCCAUAUUGGCGGGGAUGUACGGCCUCUUCCUGUUCUUUGAGCUGCACAUGCUGUGGGUGGUUCUGCUUAGUGUGCUGUGUUACCUGGUUCUGCUUCUCAGCCAACACUCCAGCAGCAAAGGCGUCUUCCUCUCCGUCGUCAUCCUCAUCUACCUCCUGGUUGGAGAGUUGCAUCUGAUUGACAUGGUGACCUGGCAUAGAAUAAGAGGCUCUCAGAUGGUGGUGGCCAUGAAGGCCAUCUCUCUGGCGUUCGACCUGGACAGAGGGGCUGUGGGCAGCUUGCCCUCCCCAGCUCAGUUCCUGGGCUAUGUUCUGUUUGUGGGCACUGUCGUGUUCGGCCCUUGGAUAAGCUUCUCCACUUAUAUGAACGCCAUCGAGGGCAAAAAUCUGAGUUGGCUGUGGCUGAGCAGCUCCUCCCUCUGCCUCCUGAAGAGUCAGGUCUGCCUGCUGGUCUCCACCUGCGUCGCCCCCUACCUCUUCCCUCUGUUCAUCCCCAUCCAUGGAAACACAGUCACACAGAAGUGGCUGCGUGCAUAUGAGAACGCAGUGUCCUUCCACUUCAGUAACUACUUUGUGGGUCACCUCAGUGAAGGCACCAGCAUGCUGGCUGGAGCCGGGGCCACUGAGGAGAAGGACCACAUGAGAUGGGACUUGAGCGUGGUGAAGCCCCUCAGUGUGGAGAUGCCUCGCUCCAUGGUGCUGGUGGUGACUUCCUGGAACAUCCCCAUGUCCCGAUGGCUGAAAACCUAUGCCUUUAAAAACACCAUGAAGCUGGGGACUUUUCCUGCCAUCCUGGUGACAUACACAGCCAGCGCUCUGCUGCAUAUUGUGCCUGAAACGAUGUUCCCUGGUCUAACCAAAGUAGCACUACACACCUUAACCAUGUUUGGAUCAACUGACAGCUGUGAGACAGCUUUCUCUACGAUGAACAUUAUUAAAACAAAGUACCGUUCCAGGCUCACCAAUGAGCAUCUCCACAUGAGCAUGAGAAUGGCACUAACCCCAUUUAAGCCAAGAUUCAAACUGCUGGCAGGACAGUUACAUGCCCAUUUCUCUCACUAGGAAAGGAAGUUGGAAAGGGAGGAAGGAGAGGAGGAAAGGAGAGAGGAGAAAGGGAGCUGCUCAAAGCUCUGCACUUUUCUUUUAUUCAGUAAAUUCUGCCCUGUUCUAUUUUACUUUAAAUGUAGGCAUUAGCCUAAGGUUCCUGUGUUAUUUUAUUUGAAAUGUAGUUAAUGCAUGUUUAAAAAAGGGGGUGGGCAGCUUUAAAGGUCUUUUGUAUCAUUUUUCUUAAAGAUGCACUUUUAUUUUAUUCAAAAGAUUCUGAAUGUUUUUUGAGGCUGCUCAAAGCUGUGUUUGCACUUUUUAUUUAUUUUAUUCAGAAGAAAUUCAGUCUCUGUUGUCUGUUACUUGAAAUGUAGUAGAGACAACUACAGUAUUGUUUUCCAUUCAAGUGCCAUACAAGUUCAGACUUAUCGGUAUGUUAAAAGUAUAUUACUUUGAAAACACUUGAAAUUUGACAAUAAAUGAUAUAGAAAUGUACGUACGUUGUUGAUUUUAUUUACAUCAGAGUACAGUAUUUCAAGUGAAAAUAUAAGAUUCAGACCUUUGCUGAGAGGAAAUUUUAUUAACUGGACCUCAUAGAAUUUUAAUUGAAUACCCCUGACCUAGCCCCUAUCCGAUGGGAGGUAGGGUCCAUGUUGAAAUAUACACAGAUAACCGUUUGUUAACUUUGGUUAAAAGCCGUCACUGUACCCUGACAGUAGUGCAUGAGACGGAUUAAAAAGGCAUGUUCCUGCCUUCCUGACGAUAGGAAAACAGCCAAUCAGAGCCCAGGAGUCUCUAACACUGUCCAUCACUGCUUGUCACCUCCAAUCGAACUGUUGACCGAGGUCAAACAUAAAUCAGAUUAUGCUACUUCAUAGUCUUGCCUCAAAUGUUUUCAGCAACAUAUUUUAGUUUCUAGCUGUGAAAAACCCCUGCUGCCACCAUGUUGGUAAACGAGCCGCUCACAGGGGGGGGUUUAUUUUAUUUCUCGGAAGAUGUAUUUGUUCCUAUCAUGGUCAUGUCCAAAUUCAAAUCUUUCAGUUUGGUUUUCUUUGUAGUACUUUUGUAUGUUGGUGUAUGGGGGGGACUACAUUUGGUUUUUUAUUUUUAUUUUUACUGUAGUAUGUGUUAGAAAAUGAGAUGGUUCAUGUCAAGCAGUGGCUCAGUCAGUAGGGGCUUGGACUGGGAAUCGUAAGGUCGCCGGUUCAAGUCCCCAGACAGACUUGAAAUAUGGAAAGUGGACUGCUACUUGGAGAGGUCCCAGUUCACCUCCUGGGCCCUGCUGUGGUGCCCUAGUGCAAGGCACUAGGAUGGGUUAAAUGCAGAGGACCAAUUUCAUUGUGUGUGCUCUGCUGUGUGCAUGUAUGUGAUAAUAAAGAGGGUUUCAUCCUCCGAUUCUUCAAUGGGUUUCUCUUAGAUGAAUACAUUUUUAGUAUUAAUCUGAAUCAGAAUACCUUUAUUCGUCCCACAGAGGGGACAUGUGCAUUCGUUACAGCAAGAAAAGAGCCAAAGACAGCUUAAUAUUACCCAAAAAGCAUACAUUAAAAAAUAUUAAAGAUAAAAAAGGAAAAAGAAAGAAAUUACACAAUUUACAAAAUACACAUUCUGUAACAGUUCUGAGAUAU
This is a messenger RNA of Eleginops maclovinus (Patagonian blennie), 3063 nucleotides long. Its product is annotated as protein-serine O-palmitoleoyltransferase porcupine-like. Gene Ontology annotation, cellular component: membrane; endoplasmic reticulum. Bases 230 to 1456 code for a protein of 408 amino acids. Gene Ontology annotation, molecular function: Wnt-protein binding; palmitoleoyltransferase activity. NCBI's taxonomy places the organism in Eukaryota, Metazoa, Chordata, Actinopteri, Perciformes, Eleginopidae. The record is from RefSeq and is a predicted model, not a curated record. Gene Ontology annotation, biological process: Wnt protein secretion; protein palmitoylation; lipid modification. The transcript is spliced from 10 exons.